This is a messenger RNA of Penicillium cinerascens, 1413 nucleotides long. It is a transcript of the gene cbf5, whose product is annotated as pseudouridine synthase CBF5. Gene Ontology annotation, cellular component: box H/ACA snoRNP complex. Gene Ontology annotation, molecular function: RNA binding; pseudouridine synthase activity. Bases 1 to 1413 code for a protein of 470 amino acids. The transcript has 4 exons. Gene Ontology annotation, biological process: rRNA pseudouridine synthesis; mRNA pseudouridine synthesis; snRNA pseudouridine synthesis. Lineage: Eukaryota; Fungi; Ascomycota; Eurotiomycetes; Eurotiales; Aspergillaceae. The record is from RefSeq and is a predicted model, not a curated record.
AUGGCCGCCGUCAAUAACCAGGAGAUGGAUUACGCCAUCAAGCCCGAGGCGGUUAACCCGACCGUUUCCUCUGAGGACUGGCCUCUUCUCCUCAAGAACUACGAGAAGUUGCUCGUUCGCACCGGUCACUUCACCCCGAUCCCUGCUGGUGCCUCGCCCCUCAAGCGUGACCUCAAGUCCUACAUCAGCUCCGGUGUUAUCAACCUUGACAAGCCCUCCAACCCAUCCAGUCACGAGGUCGUGGCUUGGAUGAAGCGCAUCCUCAGAUCCGAGAAGACUGGUCACAGCGGUACUCUUGACCCCAAGGUCACUGGUUGCCUGAUCGUCUGCAUUGACCGUGCCACCCGCCUGGUCAAGUCCCAGCAGGGUGCCGGUAAGGAGUAUGUCUGUGUCAUUCGUCUGCACGACAAGAUCCCCGGCGGCGAGGCUCAGUUCCGCCGCGCUCUGGAGACCCUCACUGGUGCGCUGUUCCAGCGCCCUCCCCUGAUCUCUGCCGUCAAGCGCCAGCUCCGUAUCCGUACCAUCCACGAGAGCACCCUGUACGAGUUCGACAAUGAGCGUCACCUUGGUGUCUUCUGGGUCAGCUGUGAGGCCGGUACCUAUAUCCGUACUCUCUGUGUUCACCUGGGUCUUCUGCUCGGUGUUGGCGCCCACAUGCAGGAGCUGCGUCGUGUGCGCUCCGGAGCUAUGGAUGAGUCCAAGGGCAUGGUUACCCUCCACGAUGUGAUGGACGCCCAGUGGGUGUACGAUAACCAGCGCGAUGAGUCCUACCUGCGCAAGGUCAUCAGCCCCCUGGAGAGCCUGCUCACCUCCUACAAGCGUAUUGUCGUCAAGGACAGCGCCGUCAACGCCGUCUGCUACGGUGCCAAGCUGAUGAUUCCCGGUCUCCUCCGUUUCGAGGCUGGCAUUGAGGUCAACGAGGAGGUUGUCCUCAUGACCACCAAGGGUGAGGCUAUUGCUAUUGGUAUUGCUCAGAUGUCUACCGUUGAGCUCUCCACCUGCGACCACGGUGUCGUGGCCAAGGUCAAGCGUUGCAUCAUGGAGCGCGACCUGUACCCCCGCCGCUGGGGUCUGGGACCUACUGCUCUUGAGAAGAAGAAGCUCAAGUCCGCCGGCAAGCUCGACAAGUACGGCCGCACCAACGAGGCCACCCCCUCCAAGUGGAAGAGCGAGUACAAGGACUACAACGCUCCUCUGGAGGACGGAGAGCAGCCCGAGGCCAGGCCCGAGCCCGUUCCCGCUCCCGCCGAGGAGUCUAAGUCUGAGGCUGAUUCUCCUGACGACAAGAAGAAGCGCAAGCACGAGGGCGAGACCGCCGAGGAGAAGGCCGAGCGCAAGAAGAAGAAGAAGGAGAAGAAGGAGAAGAAGGAGCGCCGGAAGUCCAAGCAGGAGGACAGCGAUGACAGCGAGUAA